Aspergillus steynii IBT 23096 is the source of this 330-nucleotide messenger RNA. RefSeq names its product 60S ribosomal protein eL33. Gene Ontology annotation, cellular component: ribosome; cytosolic large ribosomal subunit. NCBI's taxonomy places the organism in Eukaryota, Fungi, Ascomycota, Eurotiomycetes, Eurotiales, Aspergillaceae. Gene Ontology annotation, biological process: ribosomal large subunit biogenesis; cytoplasmic translation. The transcript is spliced from 6 exons. The record is from RefSeq and is a predicted model, not a curated record. Gene Ontology annotation, molecular function: structural constituent of ribosome. Bases 1 to 330 code for a protein of 109 amino acids.
AUGCCUUCGGAACAAGGUCACAGACUCUAUGUCAAGGGUCGUCACCUGAGCUACCAGCGCUCCAAGCGCGCUGUCAACCCCAACACCAGUCUGAUCCAGAUCGAUGGUGUCGACAGCACCGAGGCCGCAAACUUCUACUUGGGCAAGAAGGUCGCUUUCGUCUACCGGGCGAAGCGUGAGGUUCGGGGUUCCAACAUCCGGGUGAUCUGGGGCAAGGUCACCCGCCCUCACGGCAACUCCGGUGUCGUCCGCGCUCAGUUCCGCCACAACCUCCCCCCCAAGUCCUUCGGUGCUACUGUCCGCGUCAUGCUGUACCCCUCCAACAUCUAA